This is a messenger RNA of Ctenopharyngodon idella (grass carp), 953 nucleotides long. Its product is annotated as histone H2A-like. Gene Ontology annotation, cellular component: nucleosome. The coding region runs from base 78 to 464 and encodes 128 amino acids. Gene Ontology annotation, molecular function: DNA binding; structural constituent of chromatin; protein heterodimerization activity. The transcript has a single exon. The record is from RefSeq and is a predicted model, not a curated record. NCBI's taxonomy places the organism in Eukaryota, Metazoa, Chordata, Actinopteri, Cypriniformes, Xenocyprididae.
CUUUUAAAAGUCAUCUCGCAACGGUUAACAUCAUUGUUUUUGUUACUUUUGAUAGUCGGAAAUAAACUAUAACCACAAUGAGUGGACGAGGAAAAACCGGUGGAAAGGCUCGUGCCAAAGCUAAGAGUCGCUCUUCCAGGGCGGGACUGCAGUUCCCCGUCGGCCGUGUUCACAGGCUUCUCCGCAAAGGCAACUAUGCUCAGCGCGUUGGUGCCGGUGCUCCAGUUUAUUUGGCCGCUGUGCUCGAGUAUCUCACUGCUGAGAUCCUGGAGUUGGCUGGAAACGCCGCUCGCGACAACAAAAAGACCCGUAUCAUUCCUCGUCACCUGCAGCUGGCGGUGCGCAACGACGAGGAGUUGAACAAGCUUCUGGGUGGCGUGACCAUCGCUCAGGGUGGUGUGCUGCCCAACAUUCAGGCCGUACUGCUGCCCAAGAAAACCGAGAAGACCGCGAAGACCAAGUAAACCGACUGGAGAUUCUCUUCAAACCAAAGGCUCUUUUAAGAGCCACCCAAUUUUUCCGUGAGAGACUGAUUUCUUUAAUCCAAUCACUAUUUAAGUUGAUAUCAGCCCAGCAUACAAUUAAAUGCGUUGUUGUACUUUUUUCAUUUUGUAUAAAUGGCUUUAUUAACUUAAUUAGAUUUGCAAGUUCCAAGUAUAUGGGCCAUUCCUGGGAUUUGGUAAUAUUUCAUCCUGGAAUAUUAUAAUAAUAAUAAUAAUAAUAAUUUUUGUUGUUGUUUUUUUGUAUAUAUAAUUAUUUUUAUUUAUUUAUUUAUUUAUUUUUUUUUUUUAAACGACAUAGGUUCUUUAGAAACUUAAAGGAUUAGUUCACCCAAAAAUAAAAUUGUCAUUUAUUACUCUCUCAUUUCGUUUUACACCUGUAAGACCUUCGCUCAUCUUCGGAACACAAAUUAAGAUAUUUUGGUUUAAAUCCGAUGGCUCUGUGAGGCCUCC